Messenger RNA from Vicia villosa (hairy vetch), 1402 nucleotides. RefSeq lists its product as uncharacterized. The coding region runs from base 80 to 1231 and encodes 383 amino acids. The transcript is spliced from 3 exons. The record is from RefSeq and is a predicted model, not a curated record. NCBI's taxonomy places the organism in Eukaryota, Viridiplantae, Streptophyta, Magnoliopsida, Fabales, Fabaceae.
ACAUUAUAUAAAGGCUGCAUGUGUCUUUCUUUUUCAUUCCAUCCUUUCUUCUAUAGAAUUUCACAGUCACUGAUCCAAUAUGGAGUUUCAUUUCUUUCACUUUAUUACCUUUCUCAUGCUUGUGACAGUGGCAACUAAUGCUGCAAGAUUACCACCUCAACUUUACUGGAAGUCCGUACUCCCUAACACUCCAAUGCCAAAAGCCAUCUCUAAUCUCCUACCCCCUAGUAUAGAUGUUGGAGUCAAAAAGAGCUACUCUCAUGGAGGUAAAGCUAAUGAAAAUUCUGAAGGAUUAGCUAAUGUAUUCCAAUAUCCUCAUGCUGCGAGUGAGGUUGAGGUAAAUUCCGGAGGAUUACCUAAUGUAUUCCAAUAUCCUAAUGAAGCAAGUGAGGUUGAUGUAAAAUCCGGAGAAUUACCUAAUGUAUUCCAAUACCCUCAUGCUGCAAGUGAGAUUGAUGUAAAAUCCGGAGAAUUUCCUAAUGUUUUCCAAUAUCCUCAUGCUGCAAGUGAGGCUGAUGUAAGUUCUAAAGAAUUACCUAAUGUGUUUAGAUACAAUCAUGCUGCAAAUGUGCCUGGUAUAAAUUUUGGAGAAUUACCCAAUGGGUUCGGUUACCAUCAUUCUGCAAGAGAGACUGCUGUAAAUUCAGGAGAAUUAUCUAAUGGGUUUGGUUACCAUCAUGAUGCAAGUGAGCCUAGUGUAAAUUCCAGAGAAUUUUCUAAUGUGUUCCAAUACCCUCACGCUGCAAAUAAGGCUGAUGUAAGUUCUAAAAAAUUACCUAAUGUGUUUAGAUACGAUCAUGCUGCAAAUGAGCCUGGUAUAAAUUCAGGAGAAUUAUCUAAUGGGUUUGGUUACCAUCAUGAUGCAAGUGAGCCUGGUGUAAAUUCCAGAGAAUUUUCUAAUGUGUUCCAAUACCCUCACGCUACAAGUAAGGCUGAUGUAAGUUCUAAAAAAUUACCUAAUGUAUUUAGAUACGAUCAUGCUGCAAAUGAGCCUGGUAUAAAUUCAGGAGAAUUAUCUAAUGGGUUUGGUUACCAUCAUGAUGCAAGUGAGCCUAGUGUAAAUUCCAGAGAAUUUUCUAAUGUGUUUCAAUACCCUCACGCUACAAGUAAGGCUGAUGUAAGUUCUAAAAAAUUACCUAAUGUGUUUAGAUACGAUCAUGCUGCAAAUGAGCCUGGUAUAAAUUUUGGAGAAUUAUCCAAUGGGUUCGGUUACCAUCAUGCUGCUAAGUAGAACUAGAACCAUUUUAGGUGUGUUGUGUUUGCUGUGAUGUAUUAUUACAAGUAUGUUAUUUGUUUUACUUUGAUGUAUUUGCUAUAAUGUAUUGCAUGUGUGUUAAAUAAAGUUGCUCUGAUGCUAUGUCUCAGUGCAACAUAAAUAAAUAAAUGUUGUCUUUAUCUAUCA